Messenger RNA from Nannospalax galili (Upper Galilee mountains blind mole rat), 4977 nucleotides. RefSeq lists its product as uncharacterized. The record is from RefSeq and is a predicted model, not a curated record. Gene Ontology annotation, biological process: DNA integration; proteolysis; virion assembly. Gene Ontology annotation, molecular function: aspartic-type endopeptidase activity; RNA-DNA hybrid ribonuclease activity; nucleic acid binding. NCBI's taxonomy places the organism in Eukaryota, Metazoa, Chordata, Mammalia, Rodentia, Spalacidae.
AUGAAUCACUUCUUGUAUUCUGCAUCCCAGAAGAAAAAUGGCCCUCCUUCUUCAAGCAGAAUUCAGCUGCCAAUAGUUCCUCAGCUAGGUGUGGGACUUCACAACCACCUCAUGAUUUCAUGCUUACCUCUAGAAUACUGGAAGGAGGUUGUGGAGCGGGCCCACAAUUUAUCAGUGGAGGUCCAAAAGAAGAAGUGGCGAAGUCUCUGUUCCUCUGAAUGGCCCUCUUUUGAAAAGGGGUGGCCAAGGGAUGGGACUUUUGACCUUGCUACUAUCUUGCAGGUUAAGGAAUACAUUUUCCACCCAGGACCACACGGAGACCCGGACCAGGCAGCCUACAUAGUCACCUGGGAAGGCUUGGCCCGAAACCCCACACCUUGGGCACAGCCAUUCCUACCUCCUCAGGGAACCAGAGAAACUGAUCAAGGCAGACUCUGCCUGAGGAGGGACAGAGGGGGCCCCUCUGAUGGAACUGGGACUGCCCAGGUUCUUCCCCUCCGAACAGUAGGGGAUCAGAUCCAGUAUUGGCCUUUUUCAGCCUCUGACUUGUAUAAUUGGACAACCCAUAACCCCUCUUUUUCUCAGGACCCCCAGGCUCUAACUGCUUUAAUAGAGUCUAUCCUCCUCACCCACCAACCCACCUGGAAGGAUUGUCAACAGCUCCUCCAGGCACUCCUAACCACAGAGGAGAGACAGCGAGUCAUCCUAGAAGCCCAGCAAAACAUCCCCUGGCAGGAUGGGAGACCUACUCUGUUCCCAAAUGAAAUAGACGAAGGAUUUCCUCUGACCAGACCCAACUGGAACCACGAGACUAUGGCUGGUAGGGAGCAUCUCCUUUUUUAUCACUAGACUCUGAUAGUGGGUCUCAAAGGGGCUGGAAGGUGCCCAACCAAUUUGGCAAAGGUACGUGCUAUAACCCAGGGGGAAAAUGAAACCCCCGCUGGGUUCCUAGAGCGCCUGAUAGAGGGAUAUCGGAGGUACACCCCUUUUGACCCCACGGCCCAGGAGCGUCAGGCGGACCUUACUAUGGCCUUUAUAGGACAAUCAGCUUCUGACAUUCGUGGUAAGCUCCAAUGGCUAGAGGGCCUUCAGGGGUACUCUUUACAGGACUUAGUAAGAGAAGCUGAGAGAAUCUAUAACAGGCGAGAAACAUUAGAGGAAAGAGAGGAUAGAAUCAGAAAAGAGCAGGAAGCUAGAGAGGAUAAAAGAGAGAAAAAGAGAAAUAAAGAAUUAAGUCAAAUUUUGGCCACAGUAGUCCAGGGAGUAGGGCCAGGUAGGGACCUGGGAGACAAGAGAAGGCCCCGAGUGGAUAAAGACCAGUGUGCCUAUUGACAUUGGACUCAGAAAUGUCCAAAGAAGCUGAACAAACUUCAAAAGAAGACAACCCCAGUUCUGACUCUAGGGGACUAGGGGAGUCGGGGCCAGGAGCUCCCCCCUGAGCCCAGGGUAACUUUAAAGGAGGGGGGGCAAAUGACUACCUUCAUGGUAGACACAGCUCAACACUCAGUCUUGACAACAACCGAGGGACCUAUGAGUUCCAAAACAGCCUGGGUCCAAGGGGCCACUGGAGGAAAAACAUACAGAUGGACCACAGAAAGAAAAGUGGACCUCAGCACAGGACAGGUUUCCCACUCGUUCUUGCUGAUCCCCAACUGUCCAUAUCCCCUUCUUGGGAGAGAUUUACUCUCUAAGUUGGGGGCCCACACCCACUUCACUAAAAAGGGAGCUACACUAAAAGGAAAGGAUGGAGCUCCACUACAAGUGUUAACCCUGCGACUGGAAGAUGAACAUCGGUUAUAUGUGGGACCGAUAGUAGAAACUCCUGGUAUAUCUGAUUGGCUAACUAAAAUCCCCUCAGCAUGGGCCGAGACAGGAGGCCCAAGACUGGCAUGCAACCAGCCUCCAAUAGCGGUCAAACUAAAACCAUCUGCAACUCCGGUUUCAAUCAGACAAUACCCUAUGAGCAAAGAGGCCCAAGAGGGAAUCAGGCCCCACAUUCAAAGACUUUUACAAAUGGGCAUACUUCGCCCCUGCCAAUCCCCUUGGAACACCCCACUGCUCCCCGUGAAAAAGCAAGGAACAAAUGACUAUCGACCAGUCCAAGACUUAAGAGAAGUCAAUAGGAGGGUAGAGGAUAUACACCCCAUUCCAAAUCCCUACAAUCUCCUAAGUACCUUGCCUCCCAGUCACAGGUGGUAUACUGUACUUGACCUGAAGGAUGCAUUCUUCUGCCUAAGGCUGAGCCCGGUUAGCCAGCCCAUCUUCACUUUUGAAUGGAAGGACCCUGAAGCUGGAAUGUCGGGACUACUAACCUGGACGCGACUUCCCCAAGGAUUCAAGAACUCCCCUACUCUGCUUGAUGAAGCUCUGCAUCAUGACCUGGCUGACUUUCGGGUAAGAAACCCACAGAUUAUGCUCCUCCAGUAUGUAGAUGACCUCCUCUUAGCAGCCGAGAUGGAAGCAAGCUGUUUGCAAGGUAUGGAGGCUCUCCUAUUGAGACUGAGGGAACUUGGAUAUCGGGCCUCGGCAAAGAAGGCCCAGAUCUGUCUACAGCAGGUAAACUAUUUGGGCUACCGGCUGAAGGGAGGACAACGAUGGCUAAUGGAAAGUAGAAAACAGGCGGUAGCCUCUAUUCCCUCACCAACUUCAGCCAGAGGACUCAGAGAGUUCUUGGGAAGUGCAGGAUUCUGUAGAUUAUGGAUACCAGGCUUUGCCGAAAUAGUGGCUCCUCUAUAUCCUCUAACAAAGAAUGGGACUCCUUUCAUCUGGGCUGAUGAACACCAGAGAGCUUUUGACAAAAUAAAAAGAGCAUUGCUGACGGCUCCAGCUCUAGGAUUGCCAGACUUGACAAAACCCUUCGUCUUAUAUAUAGAUGAAAAUAAAGGGAUGGCAAAAGGGGUCCUUACUCAGACUUUGGGACACUGGAAAAGGCCAGUAGCUUAUCUCUCAAAGAAACUGGACAAUAUGGCCACUGGCUGGCCCCCAUGCUUGAGAAUCAUGGCGGCAAUAGCAUCCCUGGUAAAAGACCUAAAUAAACUCAAUAUGGGUCAGCCCCUGACUGUCAUAACACCACAUGCAGUGGAGUCCAUCAUUAGACAGCCCCCUGACGGAUGGCUGUCAAAUGCCAGGGUGACCCAUUACCAAGCACUACUGUUAAAUCCAGAAAAGAUCAAGUUUGGUAGCCCUGCCUUAAACCCCGCCACGCUGCUACCAGCCCCCGAGAAAGGCACUGAGAUUCCCCAUGACUGUCAGCAAAUACUUACGGAGAUGCAUGGGACUAGGGGAGACCUCACCGACCAGCCCCUAACAGAUGCAGAUGCCAUCUGGUAUACGGAUGGGAGCAGCUUUCUGCGAGAUGGUGAGCGUAAGGCGGGGGAGGCCGUGGUUCAUGGAGAAAAAAUAAUUUAGGCCCAAGCUCUGCUGGCUGGAACAUCAGCCCAAUGGACUGAAUUAGAAGCCCUAACCCAGGCCCUAAAAUUAGCAGAGGGCAAAAAGGUCAACAUUUACACUGCCAGCUGCUAUGCAUUUGCCAUGGCUCACGUACAUGAAGAAAUUUAUCGGAGGCGGGGGCUCCUCACCUCAGCGGGCAAGUACAUUAAAAACAAAAAAACAAUAGUGGCCCUUCUACAGGUUUUGUACUUACCUAAAAAGAUCAGCAUUAUUAAUUGCCCUGAACAUCAGCGAGACCAGGGGCCGAUUGCUCGAGGCAAUCAGAUGGCAGAUGAAACUGCCCACCAGGCAGCAGAAGGUACCUGCAUUCUCUACACACAUGCAGACCUUAAGGCUGAAAUGGAGGCACAGGAAAAGGAGGGAGAAGCUCUUUUUACCUACACUGAAUGAGACCUGGAACUUGUUCAGAAGCUUAAUGCUACCUUGGAUCCAGAAACCAAGAUAUGGAGAUAUCAGAUUCGAACCAUACUGCCCCAGGAGGCAGCACUUGAGCUAAUCUCCCAGCUCCACCAGUGGACACACUUAGGACACAAGAAACUAAAAACAUUACUAGAAAGAGAAGAACAAUUCUACUAUUUCCCGGACCUAAGCCAGCUAGUCCAGAAGGUAGUGGGAGAUUGUGUCUCAUGUUCCCUGGUAAAUGCUUCUAGAUCAAAGGCCCCAUCUGGUAUGAGAGAAAGAGGGACACAACCAGGGACUAACUGGGAGGUAGAUUUUACUGAGAUCCUCCCAGGAAAACAUGGUUAUAAAUAUCUCCUAGUGUUUAUAGACACUUUCUCAGGGUGGGUUGAAGCUUUCCUCACCCAAAAGGAAACAGCCCAGACUAUGGUGAAGAAACUGAUCGAAGGCAUCUUCCCUCGAUUCAGACUGCCUAAGGUAAUUGGGUCUGAUAAUGGCUCAGCCUUUGUCUCCCAGGUAAGCCAGGGAAAGGCCAAAGCAUUGGGGAUCAAUUGGAAAUUACAUUUUGCUUAUAGACCCCAAAGUUCAGGACAGGUAGAAAGAAUGAAUAGAACCAUUAAAGAGACCUUAACCAAAUUAGCUCUAGAGACUGGCACUAAAGACUGGGUGCAGCUCCUACCUCUAGCUCUAUUUCGGGCUAGAAAUACUCCUGCUAUACACGGCCUAACUUCCUACAAAAUCCUUUUUGGAGGACCGCCUCCUGUCCUCAAUGUAACCUUGUCCCCCUUGCCCUCUUCUUUUAAUAACCCCAGCCUAAAAACAAGACUCCAAGCCCUCCAGAUCAUCCAGAACCAGGUUUGGAGGCCCUUGGCUGCUGUCUACCAGCCUGGGAGUCCACGAACGCUCCACUCCUACCAAAUUGGAGAUCAGGUGUACAUGAGAAGACACAAUGUAAAGACUCUUGAACCACGGUGGAAAGGACCCUACACGGUUCUCCUGACUACACCCACGGCCCUCAAAGUAGACGGAAUUUCAGCUUGGAUCCACGCUUCACACGCCAAAAGAGCCCCGGCCCAGGAGGACGCUGGAAAAUGGCAUCUACACAAAACAUCCAACCCAACCCCCUAA